Molecule: messenger RNA, 1101 nt
Organism: Nerophis lumbriciformis (worm pipefish)
Lineage: Eukaryota; Metazoa; Chordata; Actinopteri; Syngnathiformes; Syngnathidae
Source: RefSeq, a predicted model, not a curated record
AUGGAGGCAUCGAGCGGCUCCAGUUUUGGGAUCGACACCAUCCUGGCGGGCGGUCGGGCCUCGCCGCCUCCGCCGUCGCCUCCGCCGUCCUGCUCGGACGCCGACACGGUGGCGGGCACGGCGCCCUCGUCGCCGCUUUCGGUCACCGCCGACCACCCGUCGGACUCGGAAGGCGGCAAUCUCCUAAUGCACCACCACCACCAACAUCAUCAUCAUCAUAACCCGCAUCAGCACCACCACCUCCAGCAGCAGCACCCGCAGCAUCUCCUCCCCGCCGCCGGGCCGCUGCUGGCCGGGGCCGGCUGCAGCGCCCCGCGGAGCGCCACCUCGUCCUUCCUCAUCAAGGACAUCCUGGGUGACGGCAAGCCGCUGGCCGCCUGCGCGCCUUACAGCACCAGCGUGUCCAUGUCGCCCAAGGGCGCCGAGAGCGCCUCGGCCCCGGACGGCUUCCGGCCCAAGCUGGAGCUCCAGGAUGAGCUCGGCCGGGGGGCCAAGAUGGAGCGCCGCGGGGACGACAUGCUGCUGCACGGCGACGUCAAGUGCAACGGCAGCAGCAAAGAGGAAGGCGAGCGCGAGAUCUCGAGCAGCCGCGACAGUCCGCCGGCGCGCACCAAGAAGCCCCGCAAGGCUCGCACGGCCUUCACCGACCACCAGCUCAACCAGCUGGAACGCAGCUUCGAGCGACAAAAGUACCUGAGCGUGCAGGACCGCAUGGACCUGGCCGCCGCGCUCAACCUCACCGACACGCAGGUCAAGACCUGGUACCAGAACCGAAGGACCAAAUGGAAGCGUCAAACAGCGGUAGGCUUGGAGCUCUUAGCCGAGGCCGGCAACUACUCGGCCCUUCAACGGAUGUUCCCGUCGCCCUACUUCUACCACCCGAGCCUGCUGGGCUCGGUGGACGGCAGCACGGCGGCGGCGGCCGCGGCAGCCGCUAUGUACAGCAGCAUGUACCGGACUCCCUCCGCUCCGCACCCGCACCCGGCGGCUGCGGCCGCGGGCAUCCAGAGGCCGCUGGUGCCCCGCGUGCUCAUCCACGGCCUCGGACCCGGGGGCCAGCCGGCACUGAACCCCCUGUCGGGCACGCCGCACGCGCGGUAG